Nannospalax galili (Upper Galilee mountains blind mole rat) is the source of this 5922-nucleotide messenger RNA. RefSeq names its product seizure related 6 homolog (gene Sez6). Bases 55 to 2997 code for a protein of 980 amino acids. The transcript has 16 exons. The record is from RefSeq and is a predicted model, not a curated record. Gene Ontology annotation, biological process: regulation of dendrite development; synapse maturation. NCBI's taxonomy places the organism in Eukaryota, Metazoa, Chordata, Mammalia, Rodentia, Spalacidae. Gene Ontology annotation, cellular component: endoplasmic reticulum; dendritic spine; neuronal cell body.
GUCCACCGACCUCCCGCCGCAGCCCCGGCCCCGGGCGCGGCCGCCGCCAGCACCAUGCGCCCAGCAGCCCUGCUGCUCCUGCCCUCGCUGCUGGAGCUCCUGGCUCACGGACUCUCCUCGGGGAUUCCAACCAUGGGGGAAGGUCAAGCCACAGGCAUCAAGGAGAUGGAUGGAGACCUGACAGCAGCCCCUACACCUGAACAGCCAGACCGAGGUGUCCACUUUGUCACCACAGCCCCUACCCUCAAGCUACUCAACCACCACCCACUGCUGGAGGAAUUCCUUCAAGAGGGGCUAGAGAGGGGCGAGGAAGAGUUGAAGCCUGCUCUGCCCUUCCAACCUGAUCCACCUACACCCUUCACUUCAAGUCCCCUUCCCCGCCUGACCAACCAGGACAGCCGCCCGGUCUUUACUAGUCCCACUCCAUCUGUGGCUGCAGCACCCACACAGCCCCACUCCAGGAAGAGACCUUGGAGUCUGGAGUCAGAGCCUCCUGAGCUUCGUAUCACAGCUCCCCUACCUCCGGGGCCCAGCAUGGCAGUACCCACCCUGCACCCAGGGGACAGGCCCAGUACUACACCUCCCAGCAGAGCAUGGACUCCAACCCAGGAGGGUCCCGGAGACAUGGGCAGACCAUGGGCUCCAGAGGUCAUGUCCCAGACUACAGGACUGGGUAUUGAGGGGACCAUCACCACCACAGCCUCAGGGGAUGACGAGGAGACCACCACCACCACCACUACCAUCAUUACCACCACCAUCACUACAGUCCAGCCACCAGGCCCCUGUAGCUGGAAUUUCUCAGGCCCAGAGGGCUUUCUGGACUCUCCCACAUCCAGCUCACCCUCUGAUGUUGGCCUGGACUGUUUCUACUACAUCUCUGUCUACCCUGGCUAUGGAGUAGAGAUCAAGGUUGAGAACAUCAGUCUCCAGGAAGGGGAGACCAUAACCAUGGAGGGCUGGGGUGGGCCUGACCCACUGCUCCUAGCCAACCAGUCUUUCCUGCUGAGGGGCCAAGUCAUCCGCAGCCCCACCCACCAAGCAGCCCUGAGAUUCCAAAGCCUUCCACCACCUGCUAGACCUGGCACUUUCCAUUUCCACUACCAAGCCUAUCUCCUAAGCUGCCACUUUCCCCAACGUCCAGCUUAUGGAGAUGUGACUGUCACCAGCCUCCACCCAGGAGGCAGCGCCCGCUUCCACUGUGCCACUGGCUACCAGCUGAAGGGUGCCAGGUUCCUCACUUGUCUCAAUGCCACCCAGCCCUUCUGGAAUUCCCAGGAACCUGUCUGCAUUGCUGCCUGUGGUGGAGUGAUCCACAAUGCCACCACUGGUCGCAUUAUCUCUCCCGGCUUCCCGGGCAACUACAGCAACAACCUCACCUGCCACUGGCUGUUAGAGGCUCCUGAGAGCCAACGGCUACACCUGCACUUUGAGAAGGUCUCCCUGGCAGAGGAUGACGACAGGCUCAUCAUCCGCAAUGGGGACAACGUGGAGGCCCCACCUGUGUACGACUCCUAUGAGGUGGAAUAUCUGCCCAUUGAGGGUCUGCUCAGCUCUGACCGACACUUCUUUGUGGAGCUCAGUACUGACAGCAACGGGGCAGCUGCAGGCAUGGCCCUGCGCUAUGAGGCCUUCCAGCAGGGACACUGCUAUGAGCCCUUUGUCAAAUAUGGCAACUUCAGCAGCAGCGCACCCUCCUAUCCUGUGGGUACCACCGUGGAGUUCAGCUGUGACCCUGGCUAUACCCUGGAGCAGGGCUCCAUCAUCAUCGAGUGUGUUGACCCUCAUGACCCCCAGUGGAAUGAGACAGAGCCAGCCUGCCGAGCCGUGUGCAGCGGGGAGAUCACAGACUCUGCAGGUGUGGUGCUCUCUCCAAACUGGCCGGAGCCUUAUGGCCGAGGGCAGGACUGCAUCUGGGGAGUGCAUGUGGAAGAAGAUAAGCGCAUCAUGCUGGACGUCAGAGUGCUGCGCAUAAGCUCUGGGGAUGUACUGACCUUCUAUGAUGGGGAUGACCUGACAGCCCGGGUCCUGGGUCAGUACUCAGGGCCCCGUGGCCACUUCAAGCUCUUUACCUCCAUGGCUGAUGUCACCAUCCAGUUCCAGUCAGACCCUGGGACUUCGGUGCUGGGCUACCAGCAGGGAUUUGUCAUCCACUUCUUUGAGGUGCCCCGAAAUGACACGUGUCCAGAGCUGCCUGAGAUCCCCAAUGGCUGGAAGAGCCCAUCACAGCCUGAGCUGGUACAUGGCACGGUGGUCACCUACCAGUGCUAUCCUGGCUACCAGGUGGUGGGAUCCAGUGUUCUCAUGUGCCAAUGGGACCUAAGCUGGAGUGAGGACCUGCCAUCAUGCCAGAGGGUGACAUCCUGCCAUGACCCAGGGGAUGUGGAACAUAGCCGACGCCUGGUAUCCAGCCCCAAGUUUCCUGUGGGGGCCACUGUGCAGUAUAUCUGUGACCAGGGUUUUGUGCUGACAGGCAGUGCCAUCCUCACCUGCCAUGAUCGCCAGGCUGGCAGUCCCAAGUGGAGUGAUCGGGCCCCCAAAUGUCUCUUGGAACAGUUCAAGCCAUGCCAUGGGCUCAGUGCCCCAGAGAAUGGUGUCCGCAGCCCUGAGAAACGGCUCCACCCAGCAGGGGCCACUGUCCACUUCUCCUGUGCCCCUGGCUAUGUGCUGAAGGGCCAGGCCAGCAUUAAGUGUGUGCCUGGGCACCCCUCGCAUUGGAGUGACCCUCCACCCAUCUGUAGGGCUGUUGCCAAGGCACCUGCCACCUCCAGCGCCCUGGAUGCUGCCCACAUGACAGCUGUCAUCUUCCUACCACUAGUGGCCAUGGUGCUGCUGGUGGGAGGUGUGUACCUCUACUUUUCCAGGAUCCAGGGGAAAAGUCCCCUGCAACUGCCCCGAACUCGUCCUCGCCUCUAUAACCGCAUCACUGUGGAGUCAGCGUUUGAUAAUCCAACUUAUGAGACUGGAUCUCUUUCCUUUGCAGGAGACGAGAGAAUAUGAAGUUUCCAUCUAGGUGGGGGCAGCUUGGGGACACUUGCACAGCCCUGUCUCAUAGCCCAGGGGCAGGGCUCCCAGCUCCCUGCUGUCCUUCCACCUCCUGUACAUACCACCUGGGAAGAGACAUCACCAACCCCUCAAGAAAUUGUGCUCUUCCCUACCUGCAAUGCUCACCAUGGCCUAUUUUCUUGGCACCACUGCCCAUUUAGGGCCCUUCUUUGGGUUCAAGUCAGAGGGCACCUGAUUUGGAUAGAACAUGGCUGGAACAUAUCACCAUCAGCCAGCAUUCUCCUGACUUGUCCCAUGCCCUGGCACUCCUAUCUGGAAGUCAUGGGCAGAUAAGAAGCACCUUUCUCCACAUGGCCACCAUCCAGCCCUGGCAUGUGGAGACUCCAGCAGAUCUGGACAGCAAUGGAAACGGGACUAGAGUACUCCUCACAGAGCCAUCACCAAUGGGCAAAACUGCUCUCAAUGGUGACCUGUGGGUAGUCUGGCAUGCCAAAACCAGCCCCUCAGGGAGGUUUCUAGUCCUCUAAAGACCCAGAAUUGGACAGCUAUGCCUUCUGCCCUGUCCCAGUGGAAGCGAUAACUUUAAGGGAUCCUAAUGGGUUCAGGGACUCCAUCCCAAGCUCAGGUUGGGCUUUCAGAUACUCAUGCUCCACACCAAAGCAGGACAUUCCACUGCUCCCUGGCAUCCCUAUACCCUGAGGAGACAGAGACCUUCCUUGAUGUUUAUCUGGCUGUUACAAAUGUCCCCUUUCCCAUCAAUCCUUCUUCCAAGCCACUUGCUAGACUCCCCCUUCCUGCCACUGUGUUAUGGCAUGCCAGGAGUGGGCAGGCAUAUUCUGGAGAGGAGCAGAAGCCCAAGGAUCCAGGAAUUUGUCAUGGAACAGGGGUCAGAAAUCUGCAGGAAGAAGUUCAAUCCUGACCGAAGGCCACUUUGUAUAUAUGAUGUAUCAUAUGGGGUCUGGGCUCCAGCCAGAGAACAAGCUUUUAUUUCUGUUGUUUCCUUAUUAAAAUGGUGUUUUUGAAAAAAAUUUAAGCAAUAGCCAUGUGAAUGGUAUUUUUUGGAGGGAAGAGAUGGUCAAUACAUGAGAUGCAGACCUCGGGACCAGAAGGCCCACUGGACUCACCAAUCAAUCAUCCCCAUAUUUGGGGAGGGGGGAGAUAAUUACAGUUGAAUAGGAACCACUAUCCCAAAGAAGUUAGGAUGACAGAUCGCAGGUGAAAUGAGAGGCCCCAUGGUUAAUGCCACAGGUAUGUGGGCUCCCAGGAACCCAAGUGCUCAUUCACCCCAAUGCCUCAUUUCCACUUCUUUUCCAGGUAUAGAAUUAUACGUGGGCACACCAAACCACUUUCAAUACCACUGACUCUGACAAGGCCCAAAGUCUGAUGCAUCUCUCCUUCCACUUCUUUCUAUCAAGUGAGGCUUGAGAUAUUAGAAUCAGAACCAGAGACUGAACCCUUCUACAUAAGGCCUAGUUUGGCUUGGCCUCAGCAAACAUCCAGACUGUCAGCAGGAGGGACAAUGCUGCUUAGGGCCUCCUGAGUCAGGCACAAGCUCUACCCAUGGGCUCUUUAAAGGGACUGGCUAGGAUAUACUUAAGUUUGCCUCUUGGUCUUUUUGAGACAAGGUCUCCCUGUAGCCCCAGCUGGCCUGGAAUUCACUAUGUAGACCAGGCUGGCCUCGAACUCACAGAGAUCCACCUGCCUCUGCCACCCGAGUACUGGGGCUAAAGGUGUGCACCACCACACCUGGCAAGAUUUCCUCUUCUCUAUGGCCUUAGUACUUUGUGAGUUGAAAGUAUCUGCCCAGGACUGGCCUCUGAUAUGAACAUUCCACGUUCAUGGUAUGGAUGGCUGCGCUCUAGAGUAACAUGGGAAGUCAGAUUAACAGAGGCAUAUAGUAACUCAGAAGCCCAAAAGCAAAACUCCUGAAAGCACAAUAGCAGCCUCUAGCACCUUUUGCUUUCACUGUCUUCUAACAGGAAAAUGUGGACCAGAAAUUCCCCUACCCUCUGACUCUAUCCAGCACAUCAGAGGGUUCCAGUUCAUGCAGCGUGCAGUGCCUAAAUUGACCACAAGAGGUCGCUUCCAAAGGCAGCUGCAUUCCAACUGCUCUUUCCUCCAGUCCCCUUGAGCACCCUGAGCUGGAGCUCUCCAAGGUGGCACCAAGUCCUGCCCCCACUGAGCUGACUUCGUCCUCUAGGCUCUGAGAAAAAGGUGUGUGGAGUGAUUAGCUCCUCUGGCACUUGUCAAUAGAGCCACAUCUCAAUUCGCUUAUUAGCCCACUGCCUGCUCCUGUUUUCAGCUUACAACGGAUGUGUUGAUCAAAGCAAAGCCUUGCUCACUGGGUGUAAGCCAAGGGUUUACUUCUCUGCCCAGUAAUACCUUCAGGCUGACACAGCAACACAGCUGUGCUCUGAGGAAUAGGAAGGACGCCAAAGAGAGAGGACACAUGAGGUUCCAACUUCUGAGGGCCUGUGGCAUGAGGGAGGCAUAAGCCUCUUCUAUUCAAGGAGCCUAGCUCAGCCCUCUCCUCUCAGAGGGUCACAUUCUCUAUCUCAUAGUUACCGACAUCUACUGUUGGCUGAGGUUGACAGAAGGCAGAGAACAGCCAAUUUGCAUGACAUUCUCCAUUUGCUCAUUAUAUAAUUCUAAGCACCAACAUAGGGCCAUCAGAAAAGUGAAAAGCCUCUCUCUCACACACACACACAUACACAAUCCCCAGAAGCCUAAAACUUUACACAGUUAUUCAUACUUUUUUAACUUAUAGUCCUGUCUGUCCCAAAAGAAAGAGCAGGAACAAUUCCUGAGAUAGUAAAUUCCUGAGAUGGUGCAGUGGUCAACUUGUUGGCCUGUGAAUCAAGAAAUGUUUCAUUUUUAGGUUUGCUAUAAAAUCACUAUGUGAGAGGCUGGAGAGAUGGC